AUGACGCAGAUCACGAAUGACAUUGAGUAUCCUGGAGAUCUGAGAAAUACCAGGAGCCUGUUCACAAUCGCCGUGGACAUUGGAGGCUCGCUCGCCAAGGUCGUGUAUUCCCCGGAGGGAUCGGAUAGGCUUAUAUUCGAGGCAAUGGAAACAGAACUGAUAGACGAGUUUGUGCGGUUGUUGCACAGCAUCAUCGAGCAUCACAACGGCGGGUCGCAGAAAUCGGCCCAGGUCAUCGCGACAGGCGGUGGGGCAUACAAGUUUUACGACCUGCUGAAAAAAGAAUUUCCAGACGUGAAAUGCAUAUCGCGGCAGGACGAGAUGGAGUGUUUGAUACGCGGACUCGAUUUUUUCAUCCACGAGAUCCCAGAAGAAGUGUUCACAUACAACGAUAUCGACGGCGAACAUAUCGUGGUGCCGGAGCACGCGAAGAUCUACCCAUACAUGUUGGUCAACAUCGGCUCCGGAGUCUCGAUCUUGAAAGUUGACGCCCCGAACAAGUUCACGCGUGUUGGAGGUUCUUCGCUGGGCGGCGGAACGCUGUGGGGGCUUUUAUCUCUCAUUACGGGCGCCAAGACGUACGAUGAGAUGCUCAGCUGGGCGCAUCGCGGCGACAACACAAAUGUGGACACACUAGUGGGUGACAUAUAUGGCACAGGAUACGACAAAAUUGGGCUCAAACCGACAAGCAUUGCGAGUUCCUUCGGAAAGGUGUUCCAGCGAGGUGCCCAUUUGCCACACGCGGGCGCGAUUGCAGACGGUACAGCUGUCAACGAGACCACAGAUGACUCGGAACUAACGUGCACCAGCGAGAUUCUGACCAGAAACAAAAAAUUUAACCGGGCGGAUAUCUCAAAAAGUCUGCUGUACGCAGUGUCCAACAACAUAGGACAAAUAGCGUACUUGCAGGCCAAAGUGCAUAAUGUGCCAAACAUAUAUUUCGGUGGCUCCUACAUCCGCGGCCACUUGACGACAAUGAACACUUUGAGUUACGCCAUUAAUUUUUGGUCCCAAGGACAGAAACAGGCAUUUUUCUUGAGGCAUGAGGGCUAUCUUGGAGCGAUGGGUGCGUUUCUAACGGCACAAGAGACAUCCACCUGA
Messenger RNA from Lachancea mirantina, 1101 nucleotides. The record is from the annotation of a GenBank genome assembly. NCBI's taxonomy places the organism in Eukaryota, Fungi, Ascomycota, Saccharomycetes, Saccharomycetales, Saccharomycetaceae.